AUUUUGGCCGGGGUUGAGGAAGGAUGGAAGCCAGGAUAUUAAUAAAUUUGCUUCUCAUAAUAAUCCUGCAUUUAGCAAAGUCGCAGAGACAUGAGAGGCCAAGUGGUUAUUAUCACCAUCGCCAGGAUUCAUCACAUAAAGAAAAAAUGGAUGUUAGAUUUGGGGUGAAAAAAUAUGUUACAUAUCUAAUACCCUUAACCUACCAUAUGCUAAAUGCGAAAGUAGCUGAUUUUCAGAAAGAUAGUGAAAAACCAUUAUUUAAUUCAUAUCAUGGUUACAAAACGUUAGGAAACGUAUUUCCUCGACAUAUUGCAAAUCAAGCCACAAAGACGAAAAAUGAAGAUGUAGGCCGUGCAAACAAAGGAAAUGUCAAAUUUAAUGGUCCAACGUAUGAGGUCAUCAAACAUAUUAACUGUAAAAUAAACACUCCACUGUGUCCCUUCCUACAGAAAAAAAGCCAAAGUAAGAUUCAUAAUAAAUUAUAUUAUGAUAUGGCGAAAUGGGCAGUCAAAAAAUUUUUGCCAAUAGAAAAAGGGCAAUUUGAAAAAACUGCUUAUAAAAAUAAAAAAUUUAUUGAGAAAUUAAUUACAGAAGGGAAGAACAUAAUAAAUAUUGGAACUGAACAGACCAAAGGAUUGAUUGGUUUUGCGAUAAAACCAAUGAAAGAAAUAAAUGGAAAAGAUGACAUAAAAGAAAUGUACAAUGAAAAUCAGCCCACUGAAAAAGUUAACCGAUUUAAUAUUGAAGUACAACCCGUAAGCAAGCCACAUGAAGUCACUGUAGCUCAGUUUAUUUUAAACCAGCAUAAGAACAAAAUAGAGGAAGAAGCAAAACUUGACCAUGCACAGAAUGGCUCAUUAAAAAUCAGGAAUAAUUUUUACAACACAACAAAUGAAGAAUUGACAAAAGAUAAAGCAAACAUAGAUGUACAACAGAAUAGAAAAUCUCCAGUUGAAUACUUCGUUAUUGAACUUGCGGACAAAGGUGAAAGAACAUUUAAUGAAAGUCUGGAAGGAGCAGUAAUUAAUAAUGGAAAAACAUAUGAAAAAUCACAAGAAAACAAUGCUACAAAUGAUCUUCAUAAAACAAAAGAUAAUACUCUUAAAGUUCUUCAAACAGUAUUAAAUGUGAAUGAACGUGAAAAAAUUAAUACUGAGACAGAUUUUAAUAAACAACAAUUAAGAAGAAUUGUCAACAAUCAGAGUCAUCAUGCUGAAGAAGAAAUUAUUUCACAUAGUCCUUCUAUGGUGACUAACAUCAAGGAUAAUAAUCCAAAAGAUGCAGAUAACAUUAAAAUUGACAUAUCUUCCGAACAGACUGAGAUUCAGAAGAAUCUUGAAGAAGAUACAAUUUUAAUAAUUGAAAAUGUUGCAGUAGAUUCCAACAUUAAAAAUAUGAAUGGGAGUGAUUAUACUGAAAUGGAAAUUAGUAUUAUUGAUACAUCUCAUCUAGAAAAUGGUAGUAUUGUACCAUUAGAAAAAGAAAAAGUUGCUAUUAUUGAAAAUUUUCCCAAUGAAAAUCCACAACCCACUAUUAUAAAAAUAGAAGUUGACAAUGCUGAGAGCGAUGUAGCAAGAGAUGCCACUAAAGAUGAAUUUACUGAACAUGCUGACGAACAUAAAAGUGACCCUACUGAAGCCGAACGAGUGGUUAAUAUUGAGAAUGGAUCCGUUGUUGUUUCAAGUAAAAUGAAUGAAAAUGAACACAAGAUUUUGAAAAAGGAUAGUGAUAAUAGAGAUCAACUGCAAGUAGAAAUGGCAAAGAAUGAUGAAGAAAUAACUCUCAAAGAAAAAACAGAAAUUGUGAGUGAAGGUACUUCACAAUUUACAUUGGAUACCGAUAUACAUAAAAGUGAGCUUACCGAGGCAGAACGAACAGCAGACAUUGAGAAUGGGUCUGAAAUUUUUGAAGGUAGAACUAUUGAAAAUGAAGAUAAACUUUUAACAGAAAACAAUAAUAAUUUAGAACAACCUGCAGGAGAAAUGUCUGUUAAAAAGGUUGACUUAGCGACUGAAAAUAAAAAAAUCGCUAUUGAAGAUAUUCCUGAAAUUGCAGGCAAUUCUCUCAUUACUAAACCCAUUGAAGAUGUUGGAAAUGACUACAGUUUUAAAAGUUUAAACAUUGAAAACGAGCACCAAAUUUUAAUAGAAAAUGAUAAUAAUGUGGAACUGCUCGAAGGUGAAGUGACUACUGAAAAAAAUGAAAAUAUGCCCGAAAACAAAGAACUUAUAAUCGGAGAUGUUCCAGAAAGAAAUUCCGUCAUUACUAAAAGCCAGUCUAAUGAAACAGAAAGAGUAAUCAAUGUUGAGAAUGAAUUUGUAGUUUUUAAAAGUAUAAAUGAUGCAAAUGAACACAAAAUUGAAACAGAAAUCAAUAACAAAAUGGAGCUGGCUGUAGGUGAAAUAACUGAUGAAAUGGAUGAAAGAGAAGCAGAAACAGUAACAGUUGAUGUCAAAGGUGUUUCUGAAUUGGUGUUUUCUGGCAAAAAUCAAAGUGAGCCGCUAGAAUCUAGAACAGUAGACAAUAUCGAGAAAAAUUUAUAUAUUGAAAAUCAACACAAAAACAUAUUACAGAAUGGUAACAAUGAGGAACAGUUCACAGUUGAAAAGGAUCAACCAGCUGAAGAGAAAACUAUUGAUUUCAAAAUUGAUACUGAACUGUCAGUGUAUUUCAACAAAAGUCAAGAUCUACAUAAAGGGUUAAUUUUUGACUAUCAACAAAAAACUAUGUCAGAGGGUGAGAAUAAAGAAGGGCAGCCUACAGUACAAUUACUUAUUGGUGAGAAUGCAAAAGAUAUAGAAGAAGAAGAGAAAACUAAUACCAUCCAAGAAGUUUCUGAUGAAGGUGGACAACUUGAAUCUGGAAUUUUAGUCAACCCUGAGAAAGAUUUACUUGAUGAAGUCAAAAGUAUACCAACUGGAAAUGAAGAAAACAUUGCGGAGAAAAAGGAGCUGCCUUCAGCAGAAAUAAUUCUGGAAAAUGAUGAAAAGGAUAUCACAGCAGAAGAGAAAACUAUUACGAUCCAAGAUUUUCCUGAUGGAGGUGGACAACUCGAAUCUGGAUUUUUAGUCAACCCUGAGAAAGAUUUACUUGAUCAAGUCAAAGGUGUACCAACUGGAAAUGAAGAAAAUGUUGCAUUGGAGAAUGAGGAGCUGUCUCCAGAAGAAGUAAUUGUGGAAAAUGAUGAAAACGAUAUAACAGCAGAAGAAAAAACUAUUACCACCCAAGAUGUUCGUGAUGAAGGUGAACAACUUGAAUCUGGAAUUUUAGUCAACCCUGAGGAAGAUUUACUUGAUCAAGUCAAAAGUGUACCAACUGAAAAUGAAGAAAACAUUGCCCUGGAGAAAAAAGAGCUGCCUCCAGCAGAAAUAAUUCUAGAAAAUGAUGAAAAGGAUAUAACAGCAGAAGAGAAUACUUUUGCGAUCCAAGAUGUUCCUGAUGGAGGUGGACAACUUGAAUCUGGAAUUUUAGUCAACCCUGAAGAUUUACUUGAUCAAGUCAAAAGUAUACCAAUUGAAAAUGAAGAAAACAUUGCCCUGGAGAAAAAGGAGCUGCCUCCAGCAGAAAUAAUUCUAGAAAAUGAUGAAAAGGAUAUAACAGCAGAAGAGAAAACUAUUACCACCCAAGAUGUUCGUGAUGAAGGUGAACAACUUGAAUCUGGAAUUUUAGUCAACCCUGAAGAUUUACUUGAUCAAGUCAAAAAUAUACCAACUGAAAAUGAAGAAAGCAUUGCCCUGGAGAAAAAGGAGCUGCCUCCAGCAGAAAUAAUUCUAGAAAAUUAUGAAAAGGAUAUAACAGCAGAAGAGAAAACUAUUACCAUCCAAGAUGUUCCUGAUGGAGGUGAACAACUUGAAUCUGGAAUUUUAGUCAACCCUGAGGAAGAUUUACUAGAUCAAGUCAAAAGUAUACCAAUUGAAAAUGAAGAAAACAUUGCCCUGGAGAAAAAGGAGCUGCCUCCAGCAGAAAUAAUUCUAGAAAAUGAUGAAAAGGAUAUAACUGCAGAAGAGAAAACUAUUACCACCCAAGAUGUUCCUGAUGGAGGUGGACAAUUUGAAUCUGGAAUUUUAGUCAGCCCUGAGGUAGAUUUACUUGAUCAAGUCAAAAGUGUACCAACUGAAAAUGAAGAAAACAUUGCCCUGGAGAAAAAGGAGCUGCCUCCAGCAGAAAUAAUUCUAGAAAAUGAUGAAAAGGAUAUCAUAGCAGAAGAGAAACGUAUUACGAUCCCAAAUGUUCCUGAUGGAGGUGAACAACUUGAAUCUGGAAUUUUAGUCAACCCUGAGAAAGAUUUACUAGAUCAAGUUAAAAGUAUACCAACUGAAAAUGAAGAAAACAUUGCCCUGGAGAAAAAGGAGCUGCCUCCAGUAGAAACAAUCAUGGAAUAUGGUGAUGAGAAUAUAACAGCAGAAGAGAAAACUAUUACGAUCCAAGAUGUUCCUGAUGGAGGUAGAAAACUUGAAUCUGGAUUUUUAGUCAACCCUAAGAAAGAUUUACUUGGUCAAGUCAAAAGUAUACCAACUGAAAUUAAAGAAAAAAUUUUACUAGAGAAAAACAAGACUAAGGAACAUCCCACAAUUGAAAAUAUAUCAGCAGAAGUAAAAACUAUUGACAGAGUUUCUGAAUAUUCUAAUGAAAAACAAGGUGAACUGCUUGAAUCAGGUAUAGCAGACAAUAUCAAAAAAGAUUUCCAAGACACGAUCAGAAGUAUUAGCGUUGAAAAUCCACAUAAAAUUUUAUUGGAGAAUGAUAAGAAUGAGCCCACAGUUGAAAAAGAAAUAACAACAGAAGAAAAAACUACUGGCGAAAGUGAACCUGAAUUGUCAGUAAAAUCUGACAUCACUGAGCCAAUUGAAUAUGGGCAAGAAGCUAAUACUGAGAAAGAUUUCCAAGCUAAGAUCGAAACUAUUGUAAUUCAACAAAAAAUUGAAUCAGAUAAAAAUGAGGAACAGUCUACUGCAGAAAAGGAUUAUAAAGAUAUAUCAAAAGAAGAAAAAUCUAUUAACAUUGAAUUGUCUUACUUAAACCACACUGAACCAUUUAAAUCAGAAGAGAAAACAGACACACCUACUACCACAGAUUCUGAUGUAAUACACAAUGCUGUGAAUAAGGAACAAAUUAAAACUGACAAUUUUAUGAAUGGACUUAAAAAUAUUGUUAACAAUGAUACUGAAGGUGAAAGGAAGACCCUAAUAGAGGAUAUUAUUGAGAAACAGCACACAAAUAAAACUGAUAGUGUGCUUCAAGCAAAUGUAAGGAAACUCAAUUUGUUUGAACAUUUUGCUGAUAUAGCUACAAGGAGCAAGGAUGAAAGGAAUGGAACUGAAAACUCCUAUAGCAAUACUCAAAAUCAAAUAACCAUAAAUGGUACUAAUGAGGAAACCAUCGCAGAUUUGCAACUAGAUUAUUCAGAACAAAGUCAAUUUAAUGAAGAAAAAGCCUUUAUGGCUACGGGUUUUCCAGAACCGGCAAAAUCAAUUAACUCAUCUGAUAUUACAAAAUUAGAACACCUUACACAAACAAUAAGUAAUAGAACUUUUAUUCCAGCGGAAAAGAAUAACCAACUUAAAACCCCAUAUGCAGAAAGGAAACAUAUUGAUUAUAGUAAAAAGUGGUUGACCAUACAAUUUGAAAAUAAAACUUUUGGAAGUACCAAAAAACGACUUGAAGAAGAAAAGAUUAAAAAUUCUGAAGGUGAUCAUGAAGUAAAAUUAUAUGAAUCCAAAACUAUUAUACGUCAUAAUGACAAGUCUGAGCCAACUGAAGUUCCAACCAAUAUGGAAGACGAUAAGAAAGAAAAAACUUUGGACACCCACAAUAAACCCUUUAAAAUGGAUAUUUUUAGGGCAGAAAACCAAAACCUAAAAGAAAAUGAAAAUAAUCAUUCAGAAAUUAUAGAAACGUUAGAUCAGAAAGGGCCAACAGAGCUGGACAUCAUAGAAGAAGAGAAUAAAUCACCGAUAAAAAGACGUCAUGUUCGCUCUCGUUCAGUGGAAGAUGAUCGUUCUGUGGAAGAAGGUUUAUUACCAUCUUUAACGAUUAAAGAUAUGUCAGACAGUAAUAUGACCGAAAACAUGAGGUCAUUUUUAAACCAAUUGGAUAAGGAUUCUAUCUUAGAUGUUAUUAGUUCCAUGAAACGAGACCAUCUUGCUAAAGCAAAGCCAGAAGAUAAACAAUUUUUAGAAGAAACAUUUGAAAAACUCAGGCUCUCGGUUCUAAACAUGGAUCAGGACAGCGAUAUGACUAACUUAAACCGCAAAGCACACAUGCUAACUGAUACUGGUUCAGUUUUAGGGCUUUUAGCUGAGGAAUCAUCAAUAGUAAAAUCAACUGAGGACUAUGAUUCUUAUUACUACAGUGAUGCAUCACAGGAAGAAAGUGAUGAAGCUGAGCCAUCCUUUCUUGAAAUGCUUUCUAUCGCAAGCAGACACAAGGAAAAACACUUUUCUCCCAAAAACCAAUAAUUUUUUUUAAUAUAUUGAUUUGUGACA
Cimex lectularius (bed bug) is the source of this 6485-nucleotide messenger RNA. Its product is annotated as titin-like. The record is from RefSeq and is a predicted model, not a curated record. The transcript is spliced from 2 exons. Bases 24 to 6458 code for a protein of 2144 amino acids. NCBI's taxonomy places the organism in Eukaryota, Metazoa, Arthropoda, Insecta, Hemiptera, Cimicidae.